Cornus florida is the source of this 1197-nucleotide messenger RNA. Its product is annotated as protein EMBRYO DEFECTIVE 514-like. Gene Ontology annotation, cellular component: chloroplast. Gene Ontology annotation, biological process: chloroplast organization; chloroplast rRNA processing. Bases 148 to 1050 code for a protein of 300 amino acids. The record is from RefSeq and is a predicted model, not a curated record. The transcript has 2 exons. Lineage: Eukaryota; Viridiplantae; Streptophyta; Magnoliopsida; Cornales; Cornaceae.
AUAAAAAUAAAAAUAAAAAUUGGUUUGAGGUUUUAACGGAAUAAAUUGUUCUUGCCGUGGGGAGGUAAAAAGCAAGGAGGGGGGUGGGGGGUAAAUAUCAGAAAUCACAGAAGCUAGGGUUUUUAUUUCGCGAAGAAGAGGUCAGACAUGGCCGAAACUGUAACAGAAGUCCCCGAUACCCUCACUGAGACGGAGAGGAACACCUCGUCCACGCAACUCAUGGGCCUCAAAACCCUAAACGCCUCCGAUCAAGCCCACGGUGAUACGGCGGCGAACGGUGGCGAGUCGAACUCGAAGCGUGCCAGAGAGGAUGGCACAGAGUCAGAGAAGGAAGACAAUGGUGGUGUGAAGAAGCAGAAGGUUGAGAAAUUGGAAGGAAACGAAGCAGCCGAGGUAGAGGAGUUGGGACGGGUGAGCUUAGGUCCGAAGAGUUUCGGAUCUUCUGUGGAGAUGUUCGAUUACUUCUACAAGUUCCUUCAUUACUGGCCCCCCAAUCUCAAUGCCAACAAGUAUGAGCACAUGGUGUUGUUCGACUUACUCAAGAAGGGUCAUCUGGAGCCAGAGGAAAAGAUUGGUAAGGGGAUCCAUGCUUUUCAAGUCCGAUUCCAUCCACAGUGGAAAAGUCGCUGCUUCUUCCUCGUAAGGAAUGACGAAUCCUUUGAUGAUUUCAGCUUCCGGAAGUGUGUGGAUCACAUUAUUCCCUUGCCGGAAGACAUGCAAAUAAAAGCUAUCGUCAACAGGGCAUUGGGUCGAAGCAACAGAGAUCGCGAGGGAGAAAAAGCUAGUGGUGGUGGUGUUGGUGGUGGUGGUGGAGGAGGAGGAUGUGGCCGUGGCCUUAGCCGUGGUCGUGGCCCUCCGGAAGACACGCAAAUAAAAGCUAUCGUCAACAGGGCAUUGGGUGGAAGCAAUAGAGGUCGCGAGGGAGAAAAAGCUAGUGGUGGUGGUGGUGGUGGUGGAGGAGGAGGAUGUGGCCGAGGCCGAGGCCGUGGCCGUGGCCGUGGCCUUAGCCGUGGUCGUGGCCAUGGAAGAGGGGGUAAGUUGAGGAGCUGACGAACAUGCCCUUUCUAUUCUACAUGGGGUGGAAUUGGAUUUAGAUUUUAAAAAUAUGUAAUACUUCAGUGCUAUCCAAAUUUUGACUAUUAAUUUCGUGUGGUUGAUGUUGGAAAUUAUUCGAGGUUGUAAUGUGUUUCUUGAGAA